This is a messenger RNA of Sclerotinia borealis F-4128, 606 nucleotides long. The record is from the annotation of a GenBank genome assembly. Lineage: Eukaryota; Fungi; Ascomycota; Leotiomycetes; Helotiales; Sclerotiniaceae.
AUGGACGCCGAUCUCCAUAACGAAUUGCACGUGUGGCACAGCAGAUUUGGCCACGCUGUCAUUUAUCGACUUCCUGCCACAAUUGAUCAGCCUCGCCCAAGUUCUUACACCCUGAACACAUUCGUCAAUGUGGGCGGCGAGCUUGAGAGACACGUCGGUUGGAGUACACAGCAUUACACCCCAGAGGAUGCCAUCCGAGAGAACAUCAACCUACAAACUCGCGUCCGACAACAACGUGACGAACUACAUAUCUGGAGCCAUCCGGACGACGUGAUUAGGUGGAAUUAUGGUGAGAGAACAAGCUACGAAACUUACCUGCAGGCUGAAAAUCAAGAGAAUGCGAACGAAGUGCAUAUCUGGAGCAAUUAUGGCGAUGUCAUCACUUGGGAAGACACUAUCACAAACCAGGAUGUCAACCCACAGGAAAAUAACAGACAUAAUGCCAUCGCACAGAACAUGCAGGGCCAUUGGCGCCGCUUGGGCACCGUUUUCAUCACUCGCACAACUUUCAUCGAUCAAGAAGACAGUGACGAUACCGUUUUCAUCACUCGCACAACUUCUAUCGAUCAAGAAGACAGUGACGACGACAUGGCAAAUGCGGCAUAA